AUGGGAAAGACAACUGAGGAAGCUCAACAAUUGAUCGAAGAAAUGGCUGCUAACAACUAUCAAUGGACAAACGAACGAGGUAAUACAAGGAGAACCGCAGGUAUGCUCGAAGUAGAUACCUUGAAUAUGUUAAGUGCAAAAAUGAAUAAUGUGGUUAAGAUACUUAAUAGGCAUGUUGGUGCUAGUUCUAAUCAAGGAAUAGUUGUUGCAUGUUGUACCACUUGCGACGGAGAUCAUGAUGAUUUUAUGUGUUCUAACAGUGAACAGGAGUCCAAAGCAGCUUGGGAAUUGAUAAUUGAGAAGCUGGCAAAUGUAUCAAAUGAUAAAAUUGAAAAGUUAACCAGUGCCACUACUCAACGGUUUGAAAGAAUUGAAGGAAUGAUGGACCAACUCACCAAUAUGUACAGGAAUGUUGACGUUCAAUUAGGCCAAAUUGCUAAUGCGGUUAACAAUCGCAACCAAUGGGACUUACCUAACAAGACUGAGGUGAACCCAAGAGAACAUGUGAAGGCUAUAACCCUCCGUAGUGGUAAGGAAUUAGGUGAGUCACCGGUAGUUGAAAGUGGAAGAGAGUUUGAAAGAAGAGAAAAUAAGAAAUUGAGUGAAUUAGGAGAGGAUGGCAAGAAAAUCAAAGGGAAAGAAAAGAUGGAGAAAAAUGAACCACAAAUAGGAGAUACAAUACCAAUUCCUCCACCGGUGCCAUUCCCUCAAAGAUUGAAGCUUUCGAGAAAUGACAAAAAAUUUGAGAAAUUCCGUCAUAUGCAAAAUUUCGCAAAAUUUCUCAAGGAGAUAAUGACCAAGAAAAGGAAGUUGGUAGAUAAUGAGACAAUUGCAUUAGCGGAAGAAUGUAGUGCAAUCAUACAAAAUAAAUUACCACCAAAGUUGAAAGAUCCGGGGAGUUUCACAGUUCAUUGCACUAUCGGUAAUGUAGAAUUUUCUAAAGCACUUUGUGAUCUUGGUGCAAGUGUUUCAUUGAUUCCUUUAACUGUGGCUAGGCAAUUAGGGUUGAAAGAGUUAAAGCGUACUAACAUUUCCUUGCAAUUGGUUGACAGGUCUAUUAGACAUCCAAUGGGCGUAUUGGAGAAUGUACUCAUUAAAGUACAAAAAUUCAUUAUUCCUGUUGAUUUUGUUGUUUUAGAUAUGGAAGAAGAUGUAAAUGUACCUAUUAUACUUGGUAGACCAUUUCUGGCCACUGCAGGUACAAUAAUAGAUGUCAAACGAGAUAAGUUUAAGUUUCAAAUCGGUGAAGAGGAAGUGGAAUUUGAUUUGAAUAAAGUGGAGAAAUAUCCCUCUUUUACCGAUCAUGUUUAUUCUGUUGGUAUAUGUGAUGAAUUGGCAUUAGAAAUGAGUCAAGUUAAUCUUGAUAACGAUUCUCUUGAACUUUGUCGUAAUGGUGUAGGCUUACAAGAGGAGCAAGUUGAAGAAAUGAUUGAAUUUUUGCAGGCACGGGUUCCUUACAAAAGGAGAAAUGCAUAUGAGGAGUUAGGACUGAGUAAAGGGCUACCGCCACCAUUAUGUGAGCAAGCACCACAAUUUGAGUUUAAGCCGCUGCCUAAGCACCUCAAAUACGCGUUUCUUGGAGAAAAAGAGACAUUGCCGGUGAUCGUCAAUGCAGAAUUAGAUGAGGACCAAUUAGAUAAGCUAUUGCGUGUUUUAAGGAAGCAUUUGAAGGUUAUAGGAUGGACAAUUUCUAAUGUUAAAGAAAUUAAUCCAACUAUUUGUAUGCACAGAAUUUUAUUGGAAGAAAAUUCUAAACAUGAAAGAAGUGGAUACAAUCAAAUAGUCAUUGCAUCGGAAGAUCAAGAGAAGAUUACAUUCACUUGUCCUUACGGCACUUUUGUAUUUCGAAAAAUGCCUUUUAGACUGUGCAAUGCACCGGCCACCUUCCAACGGUGCAUGAUGGCAAUUUUCUCUGAUUUUAAUGAGAAAAUUAUGAAAAUCUUCAUGGAUAAUUUUUCUGUAUUUGGAUCUACUUAUGAUGAUUGUCUUAACAAUUUAGAUCUAAUUUUGCAGAGAUGUGAAGAAACAAACCUUGUACUCAAUUGGGAAAAAUGUCACUUCAUGGUUUGUGAGGGUAUUGUGCUAGGCCAUAAAAUUUCUUCAGAAGGUAUUGAGAUAGAUCACACCAAGAUAGAAGUUAUCGAGAGAAUGCCUCCGCCUACCAAUGUGAAAGGCAUUCGAAACUUUCUUAGACACGUGAAAUUUUAUCAGCGAUUUAUUAAGGAUUUCUCCAAGAUUGCUAAACUUUUAUGUGAAUUACUUGCAAAAGAUGUUCCUUUUCACUUUAAUGAUGAGUGUUUACUUGCUUUUAAUAGGUUGAAGAAGGAAUUUGUCUUCACACCCAUAAUAACAUCACCGGAUUGGAACUUGCCAUUCGAAUUAAUGUGUGAUGCAAGUGAUUUUGCAGUCGGGACUGUUCUUGGGCAAAACCAUGAUAAACGACUUCAUGUCAUUUAUUAUGCAAGUAAAAUGCUAAAUGAAACCCAAGUUAACUAUGCAACAACAGAGAAGGAAUUGCUAGCAGUGAUAUUUGCAUUAGAUAAGUUUAGAUCUUAUUUAGUAGGAUCUAAAGUUAUCAUUUAUACCGAUCAUGCAGCACUCAAAUAUUUGUUAAAUAAGAAAGAUGCAAAACCUCGACUAAUUCGAUGGAUUCUAUUAUUGCAGGAAUUUAAUUUGGAGAUCAAAGAUAAAAAAAAGAUCCGAGAAUUUAGUCGCUGA
Molecule: messenger RNA, 2718 nt
Organism: Coffea arabica (coffee)
Lineage: Eukaryota; Viridiplantae; Streptophyta; Magnoliopsida; Gentianales; Rubiaceae
Source: RefSeq, a predicted model, not a curated record